This is a messenger RNA of Glossina fuscipes, 5097 nucleotides long. RefSeq lists its product as uncharacterized. Lineage: Eukaryota; Metazoa; Arthropoda; Insecta; Diptera; Glossinidae. The coding region runs from base 322 to 4998 and encodes 1558 amino acids. Gene Ontology annotation, biological process: actomyosin contractile ring assembly; mitotic cytokinesis; septin ring organization. The transcript has 7 exons. Gene Ontology annotation, cellular component: actomyosin contractile ring. The record is from RefSeq and is a predicted model, not a curated record.
GUUUGGUAACACUACCCGAAAAUAAGAAAAACAGUUUUUUAGUGGAGAACGAAAACUACUGAUAAGGAAAAAGCCGCUUCUGUUAAGAUUUGAAAGUGUUUUCUGCAGGAAUCGAACGAAUUCAAUACUAAGUGAAAUCGGCUUACAGUUAGUUAUUUUGUGCGCUUUUUAUGUCAUCCCCAAAUAGAAGUUUGCUAGUUCUAUAGUGAAAGUUGAAAGUGGUUAGUGAUUUGCUUUGACGAGAGUGGCGUCGGUAAAGUGAGUGCGAUGCAGAGUUAUAAAAAAAGCAAAAAAGCAAUAAAAGAAGCUUACAAUUAGAAAAUGACAAAUUCGAAAACAAGAAAGACAGGUAAACGUAGCACUCGCAAUAGUGAAUUUAAUCAAGAACAUGUCACUAUGAACGACAUUGAGAGGGACGAGUUAGACGGUGGCCACUCCGCUUGGGUCUCAAAAGAUAACAAUUGUACUACGUCAGAGUUUCUCGAUGACGAUGAUGAUGAUGAUUCGGACGAAAUUGUUCAUGAUGAUGAUACCACCACUACAUUUAGUUUACAAGAAUGUAUGGACGAAUUUCGAGCACGUCGUAUUAAUCGCAUAUCGUCCCAAUGUCGUCAUACUAGAGAAGGCAAAGAAAAAUUGCUAGGCGACAACCUAGAUGAAGACCUAGAUUUGAUAAAUGAAAAUCUCACUAAUAAAGAACAAGAGCGCAAAUGUAAGCCAUGCAAAGAUGGAUUUUGUUAUUGCUUCACGAGCGACAGUGGUGAAGGAGGUGGCAGAGGAACUUGUCAAGCAUUACGCCAACCUCGACGCAACAGACGCUCUGACAUAAAUCAGAAUAAGAGCUUAAGUAGACGUGGUGAUGAACCACGUGCUUCAGCAAAAGCAAAAGUCCCUCAAAAAUAUGAAAAUCCAGCAAAAGCUCUUAGCUCGGCCAAAAGAAGCAAUGAUGCCUUUUUUACGGCAACUAGUCAUCUAGAAGCGAGUGGAAAAGAUGAACCUCUUAUCCAUAUCAUACAAGAAUUAAGAGGCAAUUGCGUUAUUUCUAAGGUACGUGUGAACAAGCAUAAAGUACCGGGUAAUCUACGCAGUAUGAAAAGCACAACACGUUCAACUGAAAGCAAGGAGGCUUUGUUUAUUCCCAUUGAGCCUCGCCCAAAAACCCAGAAAGGAACUUGUCAUCGAGCACCUUUUGAGCCGCAUACACCAACAGCUCCGCCUUUGGAGAAAAUUUCUGAACGCGAAACACCGGUUACCGUCACCUCUGGUUUAACCGGCAGGACCCAGCGCAGGCAUAAGUCAGGAGGCACCCUUCUGAAAAAAAGGCUUUCUAGUACCGCACAACGUACGUACAAAUCGCAUAACAUAAACGAACCGCCCCCAAAACCACCACGCAGUUCCGUAAGUUUUGAAGAGAAGUCUUCUGCCGUCACUUUUACUUCAACUUCACCAUCCGUGCGAGAAGCAGAGCGCGUGGUCGACGAAUUUCUAGCUAAAAGAGGCUAUGUAUAUGGGGCUGAUAGUAACAAAAAAGAAAGCACCGAAAUUUUUCGAAAAAAAGGUGUUAAGCCAAAACGAAGCCAACAGAUGCUUACAAAUAAUAACUACGGCUCAGAUAAAAAGUCAGAUCCAUUAAGCAAAAAAGACAAAGGAUCGAAAAGACUACAGCCACAGUAUCCUUCGCUAAGUGAUAUUGAACAAGAGUCAAGGAGUUAUGGAGAAAACGAAAAGCAUAUCAGUGAAUUGAAAGAGAAGAGAACUAAAGACAUUUGCAUUGGUUGGAAUGAACCGAAGAUCAAAGAAAUGCUUAACUAUGAUUCAAAUGCAAAUCGAAAACAAUUUCGAUCAACGGCGACCCAAGCAGAGCCGCAGCAACCUUUCAAUAGUCACAAAAUAGAUUUGGACACAGUUGAUGGUGGCGUUAAACGUAAUCUGGCUACUAACAUCGAAAACAAGGAUACGCCCACAAAAUUCCAAUUAUUAGGAACCCCGCAAAAUGCCAAAAUGCGUUCAUCGUCUCAAAAAUUCAUAUGGUCGGAACAGUGGCGCAAUUUAUCACCUUGGUCAAGUAAGCAAAGUCACAGCAACAAGCAUAACGAAAGUGCUAAGAGUAAUUUAAGCUCCAGUUCGAAAGCGUUCUUAAAAACUUCUAAACAGAAGAUAUUGCGACUGGUCUCGCCGAAAAAGGAAAAUAAGGAACGCAUAAAUAUGCAAAUACGCAAAACCCCAGGACGCAACGUCGGUAUACAAACUUCACCACAGAGCUUGAGGCGAGCGAAUUCUCUAUCGCAAUCACCUCCCGGUAGUUAUCACUCGCCGGCUGAAUCAGUCCGUAACACCAUUACGAACAGUCGUGAGACGACUGCACGCUUCAACUUUAAUCGUAUCGUUCAUUCGCCUGUGAAAAAAACAACUUGCUGUAGCCACCAAGCUGCCAUGUCUUCUGAUCUUAAACGUGGUAAAGUUUGUGAUAGCAAUGGAACUCAACUGAAAGAGAGGACUUAUCGAUCUUUCAAUACUGACCUGGAUCAAGAUGUUACACUUUCUAAGAUGAGUUAUAUUCUCAGUAACAUACGUGCCAAACUAGAGGCAAACGAUCAACACGCGAUCCGCACAUUUCAGGAACUUGAAAGGCGGGAUAUUCGGUAUUCUGGUUUUGACUGUACGGAUGGUGAGCACAGAGAUCGACAACGGACUUGUGUUCAAAUACAUACUGAUUUACCAAGAGCUCAAAACUUUGAUCUCUGCAAUGAACCUAUAUAUUCAGAAAUCGAAGAGCACAGUAUCCACGUAUUGGGAAGUCCUCACUAUGGUAAUCAUACUGGAGUACAAAAGUUAAAUGAAAAAACUAAUCCAGAGGAUCUAUACGCCAAAGUUAAUAAAAACAAGUCUGCCAGGACCACUGUUGCAAAAUCAAAGCCUAUUGCUCUUGGAAAAUUUUUACAUGACUCUUUACAACAGAAGAACUUACAGGGAGCACAGUUUGAGCCGAGUACAAGCGAAAGGAAAUUAGUAAGAAGAGGGACACAGUCACGAUCAAUGAAUAAUGUAUUUGUAAGAGAACAUAAUUCACCACCUAGAAGUACGUACGUCAGUAAAUCAGAAUUAUCGCUAUAUCGUAGCGAUCUAUUUCUGGCAAACUUGUGCAGAAGUGAAUUGAUUGUAGACGAUUUAUUUCAAGAACGCUUAGUUAGAGUAGAAAAUGAUAAAAGUAAUCGUAAUAAUGAAGCCGAUUACCAACUUUUAUCGAACGACAGCGAUCAGGUUGCUAAGUUGGAAUCAGUUUCAAUGCGCAGUAAUUCAGUUUCGUAUGCAUCCCCUAAUAAUGAUACGUAUGCGGAAAACGAUGUAAAUGAAAAUUCAACUACAACUGACAGUAAUCUGGGCAUGAGCGCCAUUGCUUCGCCUUCGUCGCAUAACCAAAGCACUCCUAAGAAGCAAAAAUCUUUUACGACUAAGGAUUCGACGUUACGAAAUGAACCUGAUGACGAUGGUACCCAUGCUACACUGAUGACUAGAAGUGAACUUAGCUGUAGCCAAAAUGUAUCGAUUGAAUGUGCCCGCUUACAUGAUCCACCUAAUUCGACAACACAGAGUUUAAAUAACUUUUCUAGAAGUCAGUCCUACUGUACAGCGUCAUCUCUUGGCAAAUUUAUUCGUUACAGACGAAUGAAGAAUGUUUUGCAGAAAUCGUUUCGGAAAAGUAAACACUUUGUCCGAACCGAGGCAAGGCGUCUCUCCAUGUCAUUUAGUUUUUCUGGAGUGAAAGACCGAUCUACUACUUCGCGGCAAGAAUGUGGGCCAGGAAUGCCAGAUUCUUUUAGGAAUGGCUGUGACUCAUAUUCGCUCGAGUCAAAUCUGUAUUUGGAAACAUUGUUUUCGUUGGACGAAACUGCGCCGGUUACUGAGCAAUUAGCUAAGGCCGUAAGUAUAUGCCGUCUGGUACCCGAAUUGGAAGUUUCGCCAGAAAUGGUAGAGGCGGAACGUCUGCUUCUCUACUCUACUUUGAAAUUCGAGAGACGCCUCUUUGAAUUGAAGCCGCCCUUAAAAGGCGAUCAGGUGUUAAUGCGUUUUUAUAUUGACGACAUGUUUUUGAAAAUUCAUCCAAACGGCAAUCAAGACAUGUUUUUUAAUUAUUUUUAUAUUGUAACAUUUGAAUGUGGUGGUGUUAUUAAGUCUACACAAUCAGUGGAAUAUCAAAACGGUUGUGUUUCGUUUACUGAUUGCGGCAUAGAGUUUACUUUGUGUCCCACAAUCAUGCAAGCGCGUUCUGUUGAAGAGGAGCUAACGGUUCGUUGUAAUAUUUUUAUGCUGCGUUUGCGCAAAGUUUCAACACUUUCGCUCGAACCAAGAAGAUCGACUUCGAAAUGGAAUGCUAGUUGUGCGUCGCUCUCCUCAUCCACGAAUGAAAUUGUGUCACGCUUUCGUUUAAACGCAUCAUUUUCUUUAAAUGCUUUGGACUUGGCACCUUACGAGUACGUACCUCAGGAAACAAAUAAUUCAGAACGCCUAUGUCUGCGAGCAUCAGGCACUUGUAACAUUCCGCUCGUCCAUCAGACGACUUCAAAUAAUUUAAAAGAGGACAUUCAAUUGAACGGUCGCGCAGAGAUUCGCUACCCUAAAAGGGCCAAGAGUGGUUUUCUUAACGUCGAGGAUCCCCAUACGCAGCAUAAUUGGAAUCGUCGCUGGUGCAAUUUGGAUGGCUUAUGUAUGCGCGUGUGGCAAGAUGAAAAUUACAUUGAUAAAGCACCUUUAUUAAGCCUGGACUUGCGUAACACUUUGCCAAACUUUCAAUUGCCUCUGACAGUAGCUUAUCCUGACUUGUGCGCCCGACCGCGUUCAUUCUGCUUACGUUAUGAUUUAGAUCCGCAACCAAAUGAAUGUUGUGCAACGAAAGUGUUCUUCUCAGCCGACAAUCAAGAGGCACUUACCAGUUGGUUGCUGCACUUAAACUUUGUAUUGGAAUUCCUUAGCAAAUGGGUUAGACCGCGCUCGAAUUAAGUCUUAAAUGUCUUGGAAACUUGCCUUUAUAUAUUACAUACGUAUAUGAUGCGUAUAUUUUGUUAUUAUUUACGUUUAAAGGAAAUUAUAUUUUCCGCG